AUGGCACAAGCACCAUACCCCAGGCCUACACAUAACAGUCUGUCAUUGACACCGGGAGUUGCGGACGAAAAUGUCUCACUUGCUGGAUGGCUGAUGUCCGAAAGAAAAGGCGGCAAGGCGCUCUCCUUCUUCAAGUUCAGAGACUCUCAUGGCACCAUACAGUUGGUCGUCACUGAGAGCGAAGCGCUCUCGAAGAUGCGUAGUAUCGCCCCGAACUCUACUGUGCUUGUGCAGGGUACAGCGAGGAUGCGACCACAGCAUCAAAGACGACCAGUUCCUGGAGGAAGCGUGGAAGUCUUGGUGAACUCUGUGAUCCUGCUGAACCCGGCAGACCGCUCCCUACCUUUCGACCCGCUCGACGAGCACAACAUGGCGAGCGAGCACAUGCGGCUACAAUACCGCUACCUUGACCUUCGACGCCCUGCGCUUGCAGAGAACAUCAAGAAGCGCAGCGAAGUGGCACAUACUAUCAGAACUGUCUUUCAUGAACAAGGCUUCACAGAGGUCGAGACGCCAACUUUGCUUCGUUCUACACCGGAGGGUGCGCGUGAAUUCCUCGUGCCUACCCGACAUUACGACGGCAAUGAGGGUUCAAAGCAACCGCUGUUCUAUGCCCUCACCCAGUCGCCUCAGCAACCAAAGCAGCUGCUCAUCGCGUCGGGGGCAGUCGAUCGCUACUACCAACUCGCGAAGUGCUUCCGAGACGAAGAUGGUAGGAAAGAUCGACAACCGGAGUUCACACAGGUCGAUCUCGAGAUGGCGUGCCACAAUCGAGGCGGCCGAUCGAAUUGCCCUCAAUACUCCAGCCAGUGGCGCAUUGGCGGCGCCGAGGUUCGUAACAUUGUUGAGAAAGUGGUUCAGAGAGUAUGGGCGAAGAUGGAGGACGUCGAGUUACCGAAACACUUCAGGGUCAUGACCUACGAUGAAGCUAUGACUCGCUACGGUUCAGACAAGCCUGAUCUACGCUUCGGUCUGGAGAUACAGAACAUCACCUCUCACCUACCUCCUAGUCUACGUGAGGCUUUAGAUCAACGCGGAGAGAUCCUGGAGGCAUUGUGCGUCCGCAAGUCGAACGGGAGCGACGACCCAUUCCUCAACGCCGCACAGCAACUCAGCAAGAGUAACGGGCCGAGCAUAUCAGCAUCAGAGGUCGCCAGCGGCACUGAUUCUAAUUGGCUCUAUCAAACUCCAGCAGUCUCUGACCUACUGAGUGGCGCCGGAACCAUACAGGAUGCCACAAGCGUCAACGCACACUUGGGGCUGAAUCAAGGCGGUCAUGUGUGGCUCGCGAGGCGACGCCAUAAGCCAGAGGGCGGCUCCACUAACCUCGGCCGUCUUCGCCUCGAACUAGCGAAUCUCGCCGAGUCCCUCAAGGAUCUGACCAUGCCAUCAGAGCCUCACUUCCUCUGGGUGACUGAGUUUCCGCUGUUCACUCGCGCAGAUGCAGACAAGGAUUUCCUCGCUCAUGGACGAUGGAGCAGCUCGCAUCAUCCUUUCACGGCGCCGAUGUGGCAGGACGUCGAAAAGAUGUAUGGAGGGGAUAUCGAGGCAGUACGAGGCCAGCAUUACGAUCUCGUCCUCAAUGGAGUAGAGAUCGGCGGAGGAUCCGUCAGGAUACACGAUGUAGUCAUGCAGGAGUACGUCUUCAAGAACAUCCUGGAGCUUGACCACGAUGAGAAGGCUUCCUUUAAUCAUCUUCUGCAUGCUUUGCGAUGUGGGGCACCUCCGCAUGGCGGGUUCGCCUUCGGUUUUGACCGUUUGAUGGCCAUCCUCUGCAAAACCGAAUCAAUUCGGGACGUCAUUGCCUUCCCCAAGACUGGCACCGGAACUGACCUGCUACUCAAAAGUCCAGCAAAGGUCAAGCGAUCCGCUAUGGCAGAGUACGGCAUCCAACCACUGUAG
Molecule: messenger RNA, 1902 nt
Organism: Fomitopsis serialis
Lineage: Eukaryota; Fungi; Basidiomycota; Agaricomycetes; Polyporales; Fomitopsidaceae
Exons: 13
Coding region: 1-1902 (633 amino acids)
Biological process (GO): aspartyl-tRNA aminoacylation
Cellular component (GO): cytoplasm; mitochondrion
Molecular function (GO): nucleic acid binding; ATP binding; aspartate-tRNA ligase activity
Source: RefSeq, a predicted model, not a curated record